UCUCUCAGUCAGUCAGUGUGAGGCGAGACACCGUCGCGUAAGGAUGCGCUCGGUCCGACGCGGUGGUGCUGUUAAUGGUUGUGAGAACUUGUACUACGACUAUACGACCCGAGACGAGGAGAAUUCUGCUGUAAUCUGAACUCGAAUUGUUACUGAACUUCGUAAAGUAGUGAGUCUGUUCAUUCAGGGUCUGCUGUAUAUUAUAUAUUCUUUUGGGAAAUAUAUAUAUAUAAAGUGUUUUCCUUUGUGUUACGAUGGUUCAACUCGUAGGAAACUUUAGACGAGUUUUUUGAAACGCGGAAGUCACCAGAGGAAGGAAGCGAUAUUUCGCUAAAAACAAAAAACAAAAAGUUGGAGCAAAUAUGGACGCUCUCCUGCUCAUUUUCAUCCUGGGAUUAGUCGCUGCCAAUGAAGGAGAGCCUCCGGUGAUCAGGGAGCAGCCGAGCAACAUCGUGGCCCGCCGUAAUGACCCUGCCACCCUCAACUGUGCUGCCUCGGGCGCCGCCAGGAUCACCUGGUUUCGAGACGGCCAGCAGGUGGUGACGUCAUCCCAAGACAGCCGGUCCCACCGGGUCCUCCUGCCCUCGGGGUCGCUCUUCUUCCUCCGGGUGGCCUACAGCAGGAAGGACUCGGACGCCGGCACCUACUGGUGCGUGGCGUCCAACAGCUACGGAGCGACCCGCUCCCAGAACGCCACCCUGACCAUCGCGACGCUGUCCUACGACUUCGAGGCUCACCCGGAGCCGCUGGUGAAGGCUCGGAUCGGGGAUCUGCUGACCCUCCCUUGCAGGCCUCCCAAGGGAUCCCCGCCGCCCGAGCUGACGUGGUUCAGGGACGGCCAGGCUGUCACUAAUUCGAGCCGUGUCGUUGUGACUCCAGAGGGAGAUCUUAUCAUCAGCCGGGCCGUCAUGGAAGACACUGCGACCUACCUGUGUCGUGCCAAGAGCGUCGCUGGGAACAGAGAGGCCCCUCCUACGAAACUCAUCGUUAUGACUCCACCUUGGUUCGAAGAAAGACCGGACAAUGUAACGACUGCCUCUGGUGUGACAGUGGAACUAACUUGUCGUGCCCAAGGCUCCCCUGUGCCCACGGUCACUUGGAGGAGGCUGGACGGCAUCAUGCCCUUGGGCAGGGCCACAAUUGAAAAUCAGCGCCUGGUACUUGAACAGGUUGCUGCUGUUGACUCUGGAAUUUACGUGUGUGAAGUCCAAAAUGAGGCGGGAGUUGCGACUUCAAAGGCCAUGUUGACAGUAGUUGAUGCCCCAAAGCUCAUGCAACGACCCCAAGAUGUUCAGGUCAUGGUUGGGAACCCAGCACAGCUCUCCUGCCUGGUUGAGGGCGAUCCAACACCCUUGUUGCUGUGGCGGCUCCCUACCCAAGACAGGACUGCCCUCCUCACCCCAGCUCAGUCAAGUGGCCACGUUGCCAUUUCUCAGGAUGGACAGGUUCUCCAUCUCGACACAACGACUACCCAAGAUAGUGGCAUAUAUUAUUGUUGGGGAGUGAGUGGAGGUGGAGGGGUAAGUGCCCAAGCUGAAGUCAUGGUUGUAGAAGCGUAUCCUCCGCCAGUCAUCGGUGUUGGGCCAAAGGAUUUAACCCUGACCCUGGGUGAUGUUGCUACAUUUCCUUGUGAAGUAGUCAGUGAAGCUGCAGAACCAACUGUGUCUUGGUGGUUCCAGCCAGCAGCUCAUCUGCCAGCACGUCAACUUGCACAAAGCAGUGAUGAUCCCAGAAUUUCUUUGGCAAUGAAUGGUGCUUUACUCAUUAAAGAAAUUCAGGCGGAUGAUGCAGGGAUAUAUACAUGCAAGGUAAAUGCGAAAACAGGUAGCGUGGAACAAGAAGCCAUACUAAGAAUAGCUAAGGAACCAGUUGAGAAUCAAGAUGUCUUACCACCAGCUCCUCCUACAAAGCCUCAAAUUAUGUUUAUUAAUGAGACAGCUGUGUACUUGAAGUGGCUCCCCAAUUCUCAAAUAAACACUAACUCUGAACACUGGUACACAGUUGAGUACUGGCGGCAAGGAUGGGACGAAUGGCGAGUGGCAGAUGCUGUCAUGAAUGAAGAGUCAUGUAUUGUGAAAAACUUGAUGUCUGGCAAUAUAUACACAUUUCUGGUAAGGGCAGUUAACAUUGGGGGAUCCUCCUUUCCUAGCCCUUGGUCAGAUCCCAUUACCAUUCGAUCUCCUCGAGACCCAUCACUCACUAUGGAUCAAGUACGCCAUGCACGACGUAGACUUUCCAGACCAACUGUUACACUCACCAAUGCCUCUCCAACAGGCCCCAGUAGUGUUUUGCUUACUUGGAAAUUCCUUGCAUCUGGACAUGAAGCCGUUGAGGGUGUUCUAGUAUACACUGUGUCUGAAGAAGGUGUAGUUAAGGUGGCAACUGUAUUAGGAUCAUCAUCAUCUUCACACCAUCUACAUAACUUGCAGCCCAAUACUUAUUACACUUUCUUCAUUGUUCCAUUUUGGCGAAGUGUUGAGGGAACUCCAUCUAACUCACACUCGCUUACCACACCAGAAGAUACGCCUGUGGUGGCUCCCAGUGACAUAGUGGCUACACUACGUGAAGAUGGUUCUACUCUCAUCACCUGGUCCCAGAUACCCCUAAAGCAAGCUCGUGGUGAUGUCAUUGGCUACCAGGUCACACUGAUUCAUAAUGGCACAGAAGCGACUGAAGUUGUCUCUAGCCCCUGGCUUGAAGCACACGGUUUAUCACCUGGCCGCCUUUACACUGUUCAGGUUGCAGCUCAAACUGGAGCUGGAGUUGGACCCUUUAGUCCUCCUGUCCUUAUUGACUUUGGUACCAAUAAUGUCCAGGGGCAUCAGCAUACAUUUGAAAACAGCAACAUGGACACUUCAGUAAUAUAUGCUCCACCACAGCCAGACUGGUUACCAUAUUUGUUAGUACCCUUGGUGAUUAUUUUGUUUAUUGUAACAAUAAUGUAUAUUCGGAGACUCCACCAUAAAUCUCCUCCAUCUAACCCACCAAACACCCCUGCUCAUUAUCAAGACCCAUCCAUAUACCCUGCGCACAAUACAAUUAAUAUGUACAGUGAACAAAAGUUAUGGCGUCCAUCUGAGUGUGAGAAGGAGUACAACUUAUCCUCUGCUAGACUUUUGCAUUCUGAUCAGCAGAUUAAUGAAUAUGCCGAACCAAAAACCCAAGCCAAUGAGACCACUGAACCUUAUGCAACUACAGCACUUUUAGCCCCAGCAUCUCCCCACUUAACACACACCACACCUUGGCGGCACCACAGGGAGAAUUCAGGGGUCCAGAUCAACUGGUCAGCUGUUCUUCCACCCCCACCAACAUGUCCACCUCCUUGUGACCGAGAUCUGGGAGAUCCUGCUUAUCAGCCAGUCCCCCAUGGAACAUGUAUAAUGUAUCCUUCUUCCUUACCUUAUGGUAGUGCAGCAGGAUCUGAACAGUACCAUAGACCUUGUGAUAACACUUCAGAGCACACUUAUGACAUGUAUACCCAGGUAACCCCAAAUAACACUCGUGAUAGGUUCAUAACCUUCAACACACUACAGAGUCGUGGUACCGGCAGUACUACCUCGCGACAAGUGAGGUUAUCGGAACCUCGAGAGAAUGGCAGCGUGUGUGACUCUUGAAUACUUUCGUUGUGAUUUCCUUUACCAAUCUAUACUGUUUAACUUUAGUAUCUCUAUUACAAAAAAUUGUGAAAAAGUUGUCUGUUAUAUGCCAUAAUUUAUUAACCAAAGUCAAUUUUAUGUACCUGCUCAAUUAUGGAGUGUCUUUGGGCACUAAACUUAUCUAAGUCAAAGGCAUUAGAAUUUUUCACUUGGUUGCAGUAAAAGUAACUGCAAUACCUUCUUUCUUACUGCUACAUGGAAGAUUGUUCCUUAAUGACUGAUUUCAUAACUGUAAUACCCUUUAUGCUUCGUACUCGCCUCGUGUUGUGGAUGAUAACUGGUAAUACAUUAUUGGUACUGUUUAGUAGCUUCAUAAAGUGAAUGACUAAGCCUUCUCGCCGAAUGAAAAUUCGAGAACGUUUCUACUAUUAUGUUAGAGUGCUUUUAUAGCUAGCUUUGAGGAUGACAAACCACCCAUCGGAUUCAACCAGCGAUGUCGCUCGCUCGGUAGGUUCUGCAUUUGCAUUGCCCAAGUCAGUUGGUUGCUGUUGCAACUCACAGUUCGUAGGUGAGUUGUGAGUUAUGUUCUGCUAACGUAAUGCCGCAUAAUAAUUUCAGGGAACUGGAAGUCAACAGACUACUACUUAACGCUGUGAACAGUUAAGUGAACGAUUGUCACAAGUUCUCUUCAGUUUUAAAGAACCUGAGAUUGAGUGGCUUAAUGUGUAUAUAUAUAAUGGUUGUCGUGAUUUUUUUUUUAGCAAAGGUGGUGUCAUACGAACAAGUUUCCUGACAUCUGUCAGAACCUGGGUGCUAGGAUUUUAUUAUUUCAAGCAACCAGUUUCUUUUAGUAGUGGUGGAAGAAUGGAAGUUCGAUGUCUCAAAAUAAAAACGCCAUGUCCUUGGUGCAAAGUUUUGAUAGAAAGGGUGCUGUGCUGAAUGAUGCCAGAAGCUUUGACGCCACCUUCAGAGAUGCAACUGGUAGUGUUUUAAUGCACACUCGUUCUAUGAUUUUAUUUUUCAAAAUCAUAAGAACCACUGUAGAAUGAAAACACGUCGUACAAUAGGUUUUCAGUGAAGGCACAAUAGAUUCUGAAGUGUCACAUAUCCGGGAUAAUUUUCCUUUUGUGUAAUAGUUUGUGCCAAUAGAACUUAAUUUCCUUUUUUUUCAUCGUUAAAAGUAACUCCUGUGGUGUUUGCCGGAAAGAAGUUUGUUGUUAUUUAUCAGAAGUUCAUAAUUGUGUUGUAUAUGUAUCUAUAUGAUUAUGUAAAUAAGAUAUAUUUUUGUAAUAAA
Macrobrachium nipponense is the source of this 4890-nucleotide messenger RNA. RefSeq names its product protein sax-3-like. Gene Ontology annotation, biological process: cell-cell adhesion. Gene Ontology annotation, molecular function: protein binding. Bases 363 to 3614 code for a protein of 1083 amino acids. Lineage: Eukaryota; Metazoa; Arthropoda; Malacostraca; Decapoda; Palaemonidae. The transcript is spliced from 4 exons. The record is from RefSeq and is a predicted model, not a curated record.